This is a messenger RNA of Neospora caninum, 753 nucleotides long. RefSeq lists its product as hypothetical. The record is from RefSeq and is a predicted model, not a curated record. The transcript has 5 exons. Bases 1 to 753 code for a protein of 250 amino acids. NCBI's taxonomy places the organism in Eukaryota, Apicomplexa, Conoidasida, Eucoccidiorida, Sarcocystidae.
AUGGAGGCGAGCAAGGCCACAGAAGAGUGUGGCAGGCAGGCCUCGUGGAGAGGGAAGGACAAAGAGGAUGGCGUAGAUGAAGAAGGCGACAGCAACGAAGACGAGAGACUCAACGCACAUCCGCUGGAAGCUCCACGGUGGAGUGUGAUGCUUCAAGAUGCACUUGAAACAUAUUUCAACAAAGGCGUCCCCGUCCCGUCAGUGGGGUCGAGCGCGCUGAAGGAAAGCCAGGCGAUCACCCCAGACAGUUUUGUUCACCGACAGUUCAUUCACGACGCAGACGGGGUCUUCUACAAAAUCGAAGCCACGGCCCCAUUCCCUGCAUCGUACUCCCCUUCGUCCUUCUCCCACUCUUCCUCCUCUUCCUCUUCCUCCUCUUCGUCCUCUUCGUCCUCUUCGUCUUCCUCCGCUUCUUCUUCUUUUGUCUGUGACGAAGACAGCGCUGCGUCUCCCGUGAAGAAACGGUGCGUCGACGGGGGCUGGGAAGGCCUGUCUCCGGAGUUCGUCGAGCCCUCGCAAGUUCUCCUGUAUGUUUCCUACCCUCACUUCCAAGGUGUCUGGACUGCAGGAGCCUCCGAAGUUUUGCUUCACUACCUCACCGGCAAGGAACUCGCGGAAUGCCGCGUGAUGGCCCUCGACCGAACAGCCUGCCGCUACGACCUCCUCAUCGAAGUCGCCGGCCUGCCCAAAGCCCCCGCGUUGCUCCUUCCUGACGCCCCGCUCUCCCGUCGAAUUCCCUAUCUCGCCUGGUAA